Lutzomyia longipalpis is the source of this 4002-nucleotide messenger RNA. RefSeq names its product serine-rich adhesin for platelets. The transcript has 7 exons. The record is from RefSeq and is a predicted model, not a curated record. NCBI's taxonomy places the organism in Eukaryota, Metazoa, Arthropoda, Insecta, Diptera, Psychodidae. The coding region runs from base 224 to 2977 and encodes 917 amino acids.
UACCCCUUGAAAAGUCAUCAAAAUAACGUUGUUUUUCUUUUUUUUUAGUGAUGAUGGAUUAUUUUCUCCCAAAAAAUCCAUUCCUGUGCAAUUUUUAAUGUCCACAACAACGUUUAGUUAAUCAAUAAAGUGCCCAUUGGUGUGGAUACAGUGGAAUUUCCAUGUGAUUUUGGUGAAAUCUGUGCAAAAAUCAUGACUCAACAAUGACGUAGUCCCAUUAGUGAUGGAAUAUGAUGAAAUUUGGACAUUUAUACUCUCAUUCACGAUAUUCACAUCAUUGACCACGAUGCUGGCCGCUUGUCUCUGUUGCCGGAAGAAAGUUCCCAAGAAUGAUCUUUUGGGCUUGGAAGGCAUGGUUAAGAUAAAAAAUCCAGACGACAAUCUGCACAGUUCAACAUCGGCCCUAAAGACCGAUGCCGUGGAUGCUGCUGGUGAUAAUGAUGUUAAAAGAUCCAGCAAUGCGCCACAUCGAAGUCUUCCGGACAUUCCAGCGAGUGAUCAAGCGGCAGUUGAUACAAAUUCCGAUCUGUAUGCUACUGUUGGGGAUAAAGUACAGGGAAGACCACAAGGGAGAAGUCCUUCAAGCUUAAAGAAGCAAUCAGUGUCCCAGCAUAGUUCGCUGAGUCAGGCGGAUGAUGUGAGCUCACCGUAUGCGAGUGUACGGUCGCCGUCACAUGCGUAUGACAAGAUAAGAAGGACUGAACAUCCAUAUGCUCAAUUGCAACCAAAUCAGGCCAAUAAUCCGCCAAAUGAUCGCAAUGGGCUUUCACGGAGGGCUUCCAAUGAGAGUCUCUUGAGCACAAAUGAGCCCACAGGUGCCGACAUACCGGCAGCUUCGGCAAUUGCUGGGAGAAUUUCAGCGAGUCAAGAAUUGCCGUACAUGACACCACCCAUAGCACAACCACAGCACUUUAGUGGGGAUUCACAGGAUUCCUCCAAGGGCUACACAAGUAUCAGUGUCCGUGAACCCCUUGCCAAUAUUCUCGCUCAAACCAAUAAGCAAAAUGCACAGACAAGACGGAGGGAUUUGAGUGAUUCACACUAUGCCACCGUAUCGGAUGAUUCCGACGAAAUGUACGCAGCUAUUGAUGAUCCCAACAAUGCAGCUGAUCUCUACACCAGUGGAUCGGAAACGUAUGCACAAAUUCAACCACCAAAUGCCAUGGUAGUCUCCGUUGAGAUAAAUACCCCAUCCACGGUGAGAAAUGAUGGGGAUCACAGUGCGGAGGUGGCAGCACAGCCACAGCAACCAAUUGACAUUCCUGCACCGUCACUUGUUGAUAAUUUCCGUGCGCAAGCAUCGGUACACUCACGUCAGGCAUCUUCGUCCAGCGUCACAAGCUCAAUUGGUAUCUUGGGAUCACCGAAACCCGAGAAACGACAAGCCAAUUCACCUCUUCCACCGACGCCCAAGACUGGCAAAACUAUUCCACACUACUCUUCGAGCAAUUCAAAUCUCACCUCCACAAGUUCCACGCAAUCUGGGAGGAAUUCUGUGGCAUCCGUGGUGGAUACGCAUCAAGUGUUGGAUGCAAAAGUUGCCACAGAUACCCUCCAUCCAGGGGAUGAUGAUGCUUCUUCCAAUAAAUCUAAAAAGAGUCCGUCCAAGGAUUUAGAAGGAAUGUACGCAAAGGUGAUGAAGAAAAAUAAAUUGUCCAAUUUGCCAUCACAAAAUUCAUCACCGCAGAUGGGAAGGAAGUUCCCACAGAGCGAUAGGGCAUCAACAGCUGAACCCGAAGUGUUUAUAUCAGAUUCUGAUAUUUCCAAUGGAACCCCAGCAUUGGAUUCAGGGCGAGUAUCGCUCCAUGAAUCCCCAGGGAAGUUUAGUGUACGAUCUGCGGGGCAAAUAGAUAAUAAUUACGAAACCAUCGAAAGAAAGUUAUCACGUGGACGAAGUAGCAGCUAUGGUGAGAAAGAUCCUGGAUAUGAAACCAUACCCGGUGAUAAGAGGACAACAGAACGGGAUGCAAUUGAUGGGCAUAGUCGUGCAUCGGCACCACCGGGAUUAAUUGCGCCAAUUGAAGUGCUUCAGAAAGUUAAUUAUCAAGGUAGCAAUCGCAAUGCUUUCUUAUUCAAUCAAUCAAUGGAGGAUCCGGGGUAUGAGAUGGUUAAGCAGCAAUCGGCGUCAGAUGACGACCCGAACUAUGAGGUUCUUAGGCCAACAAACAGUCGGGAUGAGGAUGGGUAUUCGAGAAUAUGGAAUAGGGGUGGUGAUAAGAGGGUGGUUAAUCGUCUCAGUGGGGGUGAUUUACUCGAUGGUUAUAGUAGCAUUAAGGGGCCGCACGGGGAGAGAUCCGGGAAUGAUACGGAUAGCGAUGUUCCGGGCUAUAGUUCCAUUCAGGAUGUAAAGAAAAAGUUGACAAAGGUGCAUGAUGACAUUGAGCCAGGGUACAGUAUUAUUUGUGAUAAGUCCGAGAAUCGGGAGGCGCAUGCCAAAAAAAUGAGUGCAACCCUCAAUAAUAACAACAUUCUCGAUGAUUCGGACAUCUACUCAAGUAUCCCCCAUUCGGAGAAUCCAUCCUACUUGAGUAUUCAGGACAAUGUGCACAACUACUCAACAAUUGGGGAAACACCGUCGAGUAGUCAGACGCUGAUUAGCUCACCUGGGUAUUCGAGUAUUUCCGACACACUCACAGCAACGACAACACCAUCGAGUGAGAGCAUGAGCUCGGAUCAAUUGCUCUAUCGCACCCACAUGCAGACAACAUCGAGCAACUACGAAUCACUCACGGGCAGUGAGUCUGAUCCCAACUAUGAGACUGUACGGUAUUUGGGUGUGAAGGAGAAUCCCUACGAGAGGCUCCACAAUGAGAAGGCUUCCAGUCCAGAGUGCCAGGGUGAGGCCAAACGGCCGAUUGAUUCAACGACAGGAGGUGGUGGGGGUGGCAAUCAUAUCAGUGGAAAUGGACCAACACCCGUGAUUCCAGCCUCUAAUCAAGAAGGAGGCCAGGAAGUCAGUGACUACUUUCAAGUCUGACCACAUCAUCUAUCCGUUGCAAUAAUGACACAAUGAGCAUUUUUAUUGUCACUUCUUAUUUGUUUUGUUUUUUUUCUUUCAGCAAAAUCUGUGUUCUGUGUGUGAUUCAUUUCAGAAAUGGAAGUAAAAAUUGCAAAAAAAAAAGUUUAUACAAAACACAAUUUAAAAAAAAAUAGCAGAAGAGAGGCAGUUAUAUAGAAUUAAAAAAAAAUUGACAUGUCACUUUUACAAUGAAAUGCAAUUUGAGAGGGAAAUAAUGUGAAUGAUUUUCUUUUAGAUAAAAACUAUUCCACAGUAAAAUAAGCUCUAUAAAAAUAUACUGGCAUUGCAUUAUACAAAAUGAAUUCCUCACUUGAUGAUUAGCAAAAGUAAAUAGGUCGGAGAGACAUGGGGCUAAUAAAGUCAGAGAACUAUAAGUCAUCUGAACAUUCCUAUAGGAAAACUUUCCAUAAUUUUAUUAACCCCUAUUUCACCUACAUUUUGCACAUUUUUCCAAAGAGUAUCUCGCUUACUUUUAGCAAGGAUAGCGAGGUACAUUAAUAGUUAAGUUUUGGACGGUGGAUUCAUUUUCAGAAAUUAAUCUGGACUUGUUUUUUUAAGAAUUAUUUAAUAAUUGUAUAAUAAAUUGAUUUUGGAGAAUUAAGAAAAACUAAAGUUGGUUAAUAAUAUGCUAAAUUACUGGCUUUGACAAUGAAAAGGUUUUUGAAACUCUUAAAAUUUCAGAAAAAAGAUUCCAUAAAAUGUUUUUCUUUUGUAAAUAAAACAAAUUAUUAUUUUGCUAAUCAAAGAAUAAAGUGAGGAAUCCCAUAUACAUCUAAAAAGCAUAAAAUACAAGAAACAAGAAAAUAUGAUGAAAAUUUUAUUAAAUUAUUGAAUUCCCACCCUAUAUUUAAGAUAAAAAAAAAGAAGGAAACCUUCAUAUAAAUAUUUAUACUUUAUCCAUAUUUAUUUUAUAUUGUACAAUUUGAGAGAUCAAAUCUAAAGAAUCUUGAUAUUAAAAUGCUUUAUAUUCCAUAUAUUAAAAA